UGCCAUAGAUCGUAAAGUGCUAAUGUUGCACUCUACGAUAAAAUUACCGGAUACGUUGGUGUGUUGCAAAUCUUGAGAAACGAUUAGUGCCUUGCGUGAAUACGAGCGUUAAUCGAAAGAGGCUUUCAAAUCGUUAACGUAGCGCGUUUAAUAUUGUUAUAAAAUUUCCAUAUUAAACAGCGCUUGGUUAUAGCCACAAUUGUUCGAAUUCAAUGUCAGAAUGUUAUCAGACUUCGAAUGAAUGAGUGGUUAAGAAGAAAACUCGGGUUUCGCAAGUGUCAGCACUAUACAUGCGCUAGUGUUUAUGAGCUUUACCGGGUCGUUAAAAUCGAAAAGAUCUCAGAUGGCUGACGCGAAAGAAAACAAAGAAGUUUACUCCAAAAAGAGGGAAACUGACUGGAUACGAGUGCUGUUUCAUCUCCAAAUUAAUGUAUCUGCACUGAUUUCCUUGGGAUAUAUUUUUCUAUAUGGUUGCAUGUGGCGAACAUUAAUCUUCAGUUUAGUAUUACUUGCAUUGGGUGUAUUAGGAGUAACUGCUGGAUCUCACAGAUUGUGGGCUCACGGUUCGUAUAAAGCAAAGACAGGGCUUAGGAUAUUUUUAAUGCUUUGUCAAACACUCAUUGGUCAUGGUUCAAUAUAUGACUGGGUAAAAUGGCACCGACUCCAUCACAAGUAUUACGAGACUGACUUGGACCCAUAUAAUCCAAGCAGGGGAUUUUUUUAUGCUCACAUACUCAGUACGACUUUAAAGCUGAGCCCCGCCCAAGAGAAAGCUUUAGAGGAAAUUGAUAUGAGUGAUUUAGAAAAUGAUAAAGUUGUUAUGUUUCAGAAAAGGUGGUAUAAAGUGUUAUUCAUUGUGGUAGCUUUGUUGUUGCCAAUAAAUGCACCGGCAGAAUAUUGGGGUGAAAAUUUAUACGCAUCUACAUUCAUUGCCGGUUGGUUAAGAUAUACUCUAGGUAUCCAAAUCAGUUGGUUAAUUCAUAGUGCCAGUAGGAUAUGGGGCUUGAAGAAAGGAGAAAAGUUCCCAGCAGAUACAAAUCUAGUUUUUCUCAUAACGAAGAGUUACUGGUUAUCGUACCACCAUCUUGCCCCAUGGGAUUAUCAAACGAGUGAAUUUGGAAAAUACGGGACGGACUGUCCUUCGAAAUUUAUCAGGGUCUGCGCCGCGCUGGGAUAUGCCAGCGACUUAAAAUUAGUGGACAGUCGUACAGUUCGAGCUUCUUUGAUCAAAUCGGUUCUCGAAAAUAAACCUAUUACUGAUUGUCUUUUGGAGUUAUCAGAGAAAGAAAGUUUGCCUCAGGAACAUUAUUUAACCCCGGACAAAUAUUAUUAGAUCGUAUUAUUAAUUAUAUGAAUUAUGUCGUUUCUUUUCAGUAAUACAUCGCAAUUAAACGAGGUGUUUUCUUAUUAUCGGCGUAUUGAAGACACUUUCAUGAUUUUUUUAAAUAAAACUUGAAAUAGGCUAGCAAAAUAUAUCUAGAAAGCAACAUGAUCUAACCUAGCCGCUCUCAUUAAAAAGCUGAGGAGACUAGACAGUUGUACAGGCCGUAAGUGACUGAAUUAGUAUUCAACAACUUGCUGGUAAACAUGCAUAGGUGAAUAUUCAAAGUACAUAGUGGUAGUAAUAAAACAGCUGAGAAAGUAAUCGGUUAGUUAAUAGCAAGCAAAUACGCUAAGUCAAAAUUUGUUGCAGAAAGGGAUUAUGACCCAUGAACCAUAAAUAAAGAGU
Molecule: messenger RNA, 1729 nt
Organism: Cylas formicarius (sweet potato weevil)
Lineage: Eukaryota; Metazoa; Arthropoda; Insecta; Coleoptera; Brentidae
Product: acyl-CoA Delta-9 desaturase
Exons: 5
Coding region: 305-1333 (342 amino acids)
Biological process (GO): unsaturated fatty acid biosynthetic process
Cellular component (GO): endoplasmic reticulum membrane
Molecular function (GO): stearoyl-CoA 9-desaturase activity; iron ion binding
Source: RefSeq, a predicted model, not a curated record